Molecule: messenger RNA, 523 nt
Organism: Stegodyphus dumicola
Lineage: Eukaryota; Metazoa; Arthropoda; Arachnida; Araneae; Eresidae
Gene: drosha
Product: ribonuclease 3 drosha
Biological process (GO): rRNA processing; primary miRNA processing; pre-miRNA processing
Cellular component (GO): microprocessor complex; nucleus
Molecular function (GO): ribonuclease III activity; RNA binding
Source: RefSeq, a predicted model, not a curated record
CAUUUCUUGGAGCUUUAUAUGUUGACAAAGACCUGGGAUAUUGCAGAAAAUUUUGUGAAGUUUGUUUCUUUCCUAGAUUACAGGACUUUAUCAUGAACCAAGACUGGAAUGAUCCAAAAUCCAAAUUGCAGCAGUGCUGCUUAACCUUGCGUUCCAUGGAUGGUGGAGAACCAGACAUACCUACUUACAAGGUUAUUGAAUGUAAAGGACCAACAAACACUCGUGUUUAUUCUGUAGCUGUAUAUUUUCAAGGUAACCGAUUAGCAGUGGGAUCGGGUCACAGCAUUCAACAAGCUGAAAUGGAUGCUGCAUCUAACGCAUUGAAAAUAUCAAAGGGUCUGUUUCCACAACUAAGGCACCAACGGCGAGCAAUUGAGAGAAGCUUAAAGCAAGGUCCUCCUGCCAAACAAAGAAAUUCUCCACCACCUCCUUAACAUUUUACAAACGUGUAUUAUAAUUUUACAAUUGAAAAUACUGUUUUGUGUAUAUAUUCAUUUUGUAAAUAAAUAUCACCAAAUAUUAA